This is a messenger RNA of Procambarus clarkii (red swamp crayfish), 816 nucleotides long. NCBI's taxonomy places the organism in Eukaryota, Metazoa, Arthropoda, Malacostraca, Decapoda, Cambaridae. The record is from RefSeq and is a predicted model, not a curated record.
AUGAAGGCCAAGGAAAACCUGCUCUUAUUUCCUUCUACCCCGGCGGCCGCCCUGGCCUCCACGCUGGCCUCUACGCUGGUCUGCACGCUGGCCUCCACGCUGGCCUCCACGCUGGCCUCUACGCUGGUCUGCACGCUGGCCUCCACGCUGGCCUCUACGCUGGUCUGCACGCUGGCCUCCACGCUGACUUGCACGCUGGCCUGCACGCUGGCCUCCACGCUGGCCUCCACGCUGACCUCCACGCUGACCUCCACGCUGGUCUGCACGCUGGCCUCCACGCUGACCUCCACGCUGGCCUCCACGCUGGCCUCCACGCUGGCCUCCACGCUGGCCUCCACGCUGGCCUGCACGCUGGCCUGCACGCUGGCCUCCACGCUGGCCUCCACGCUGGCCUGCACGCUGGCCUGCACGCUGGCCUCCACGCUGGCCUCCACGCUGACCUCCACGCUGACCUCCACGCUGGCCUCCACGCUGGCCUCCACGCUGGCCUCCACGCUGACCUCCACGCUGACCUCCACGCUGGCCUCCACGCUGGUCUGCACGCUGGUCUGCACGCUGGCCUCCACGCUGACUUGCACGCUGGCCUCCACGCUGGCCUCCACGCUGGCCUCCACGCUGACCUCCACGCUGGCCUCCACGCUGGUCUGCACGCUGACCUCCACGCUGGCCUCCACGCUGGUCUGCACGCUGGCCUCUACGCUGGUCUGCACGCUGGCCUCAACGCUGACCUCCACGCUGGCCUCCACGCUGGCCUCCACGCUGGCCUCCACGCUGGCCUCCACGCUGGCCUGCACGCCUGUGUGUUCACGCUUGUGA